Penicillium brevicompactum is the source of this 1623-nucleotide messenger RNA. RefSeq lists its product as uncharacterized. The transcript has a single exon. The record is from RefSeq and is a predicted model, not a curated record. Bases 1 to 1623 code for a protein of 540 amino acids. Lineage: Eukaryota; Fungi; Ascomycota; Eurotiomycetes; Eurotiales; Aspergillaceae.
AUGGACGCGCAGUUUCCAUUUGCCUCUCGAGACGAUAUCUGGCGUGUGCUUGACGAGUUGAAAGAGCUCCACCGCGCCCAGUUGCAUCAAGGAGAACGUCUCGCCCAACUGGAGCGACGCCGUGACGAGGAUGCCCGACUGAGAAGCCCAUGGGCCUCUGCAUCACCCUUCCCCACCUCCGUCGGCGCGAUCACUCCAGGUAGCCCACACCUACUGUCCGCAAUCGGUUCACCACUGAACAAGCCCGUCACCAUGGACCCCGCCUUUCACUCCCCGCCAGAUGCUUUCAAGGGCUUUGACCAGGGUCAUCAUUCUGCAAUGGCGAAUUCCGCAGCUGGUUUUGAUAGCGAGGAAGAGCCUCGGCGGGGUGCCUCUCGCGCCAACAGUGUCCGUUUCGAUGAAAGUGCCCUGCAUGGGUAUGGCCAGGCAGCUCGCACCAGCACUGACUUGCCUUCUCGAUCCGGCAGUGCUUCCAACUCGCACCCUCUCCUCGAGCGUACAUUUUCACAGCAAUCUGAUGGGCGAUUCAGCUCAUCCGGCCACUCCUACCAGUCUGGACGAUCCAACAGUCUACGCUUGAAUACCAGGCUCUCGGGCCAAACACCCGUGGAGUCUCCUUUGAUCCCGCCUCCUGGACUUUUCUUACUAGGCCCCGUGCCCUCGAUUAUCCGUUGCUGGUUGAAUGAGACUUUCACCAAUGGUUCACUUCUCUACGCUGCCAUUUGCACCGGAUCUUACGUUUCAACUGUGAGCCUUUCUUUGAUUCGCAGCUUGGGUAUGGAGGAUAUGAUCGUGCGCGAGGACGAUGUCACGCAGUACAUCAAGCUCCCGGUGUACCUCCCCGAAGCGACCAUCCAUCCGUCUUCUUCGCAACCCGAGGCCCACCAAGUCCCUUGCGUGUUUGUUCGCUUCGUGGUUCGCGAAAAUGAACCUGCCGAACACUCCAUUCAGGUCAUCAUUGGGAGCGACGUGCUUCGCGCCCAGAAUGCCGACAUCCUCUUCUCUCAGGACAAGCUCCUCAUGGUUGACAGUGAUCACCAGCGUGUUUCGGUUCCUCUCGUACGCCCAGAAGAUGAUCAAGUCUUCAAAAGCCUUUCCACUUCUCCCUCCAGUUUGAAGUCUGGCAGCUCGCAGCCAUCCAGUGCCAACGGCAAUGGUUCCGCCGGUGUCAUUGGCAAUCACAGUAAUGCGCAGCAGCAGUCGACCACCUCGCCUCUCAAAGCUAUCUCGGAUGGCACCUGCGACAAUUUGAAGUCGACCCAACCGACCCAACCGGCCAUUCAUAACCUUGCCCAAACAGCGGCUGAAAAUCGCCCCGUCUCCAGUGCUCCAACCUCCGAGAUCACCAGAAAUGACAUGCCUGUUUGGGAGAAUUGGCGCGAGCGAACCUCUAACCCAGCCCCAAAGAUCGACCCGAAGAACGAAAAGCGCGAAAUGAAGGUUUUCCGGCCUGCGAAAUCCACCGGCCGAUUCACCUCCGGCACUUCUUUUGCUAAGAGUGCCAAAUCUCUCCCCUCCAGCCCGCACCCGCAGACGUCUCCCGAAAAGGGCGUCAAUGCUGUUGGCGGAUCUGCGUUUCCAUGGCUCAACCCGGCCCUCGACCAGGUCACUCGUGACACCUGA